Messenger RNA from Agelaius phoeniceus (red-winged blackbird), 3823 nucleotides. Its product is annotated as putative E3 ubiquitin-protein ligase HERC4. The record is from RefSeq and is a predicted model, not a curated record. Gene Ontology annotation, cellular component: cytoplasm. Gene Ontology annotation, biological process: protein ubiquitination; ubiquitin-dependent protein catabolic process. Gene Ontology annotation, molecular function: ubiquitin protein ligase activity. Lineage: Eukaryota; Metazoa; Chordata; Aves; Passeriformes; Icteridae.
UGUCGGCGGCCGAGGGAUGGCGGGGAGGCGGCGGCGGCAGCGGGGCCGGGGGCGCGGCACGGGAGAGAGCGCACAGUCGCAGAGGAAUGAGGAGGUGCGCUGCUCAAACCAUGAUGCAACACACAAGCUCAUUCUCUCCCCCAACGGGAAGCUUUCUGAACACUGGGCUAAGGCUUCAGGAAACUGCCCUAAUACAAGGCUGGUGAAAGAACUGGGAAACCGAAUUAUUGUUCAAAUAGCAUGUGGGGACCAGCACGCCAUGGCAUUAUCCAGAGGGGGUGAGCUCUUCACCUGGGGCCAGAACACCCACGGACAGCUUGGAGUGGGGAGCCAAACCACGCUUACUUCCAAACCACAGCUGGUGGAAAGACUAAAGGGCGUCCCACUUGCUCAAAUUGCUGCUGGAGGAGCUCACAGCAUGUGUGUGUCACUCUCUGGAGCUGUGUUCUCCUGGGGAAAGAACAGUUUUGGACAGCUGGGACUCGGAGACACGAAAGACAGGGACUGCCCAACAUAUGUUGGAGCUUUGGAGCACUGGAAGACUGUGUUUAUCUCAUGUGGGGCAGAUCAUACUGCAGUUCUCUCCAAGGAGGGGCUGGUGUGCACCUUUGGAGCAGGAGGGUGUGGCCAGCUGGGUCACAACUCCACCCAGAAUGAACUCCUGCCUCGUGUGGUGGCUGAGCUGUGGGGAGCCAGGGUUUCACGCAUUGACUGUGGCAGACAAUACACCCUGGUCUACGUCCGUUCCUUGGACAAAUUCUAUUUCUUUGGUUCUGAUGAUGAAGGACAACUAGAAGAUGAGAGGAAGCCCAAUCAGUUGAUACCACUUCCCAUCAAUUCACCAGUGGAUAUUGUAAAAUCCUGCCAGAAAAAGGGUGCAUCAAAAAAGGGGAUUAAAAUUACUGCAGGAGUACACAAAAGUUUUGCCCGUUGCAAGGAGGGGAACAAGAAUUCGUAUUUGAAUGGAAUUGCCACUCUGGAGGAUAAAGAAGUGGAUGCAUGGAUUUCUAAUUCUAAAUGUUGUGAGAGGAUAAAAAGGAAUAUCAGACGGAUCUUUUCAUCUGAGGCUUGCAUCAAUGGAAGCUUCCUGGACAAAAGGGACAAACAUUUCAAAACUUCCAAAGAAGUCUCAGGCGUAGACCUAUCAGAAGUGAAACGUUUUUAUGAGAAGAUCAGUAAAAACCAAAGAGUCUACCAGGAGGUGCAAAUGGAGAUUAGGAACUUACUGUCUUCCUCAUUGUCUUCCUCUCCCAUCUCACCUGAAAAUUUCAGAGUCUACUUGAUCUUGCCUUUUCUUCUGAGGGGGAAGGAUGAAGGCUCUGUCCUUUCUCUGAUUGCUCUGGCUGAAGCCAUCAUGAAGCUCCAGCCAGAGGACCUGCAAACUCUUGAAUGCCUAUGGUCAAAUCUAGAAACCUCCUUUUUCAAGGAGCUGGUCAUUCUGUAUCAGAGGGCUUCCCAGGAAAUUCUGUUCUCAUUUGUCCAGGAGUUCAAGGCCGUAGGGCCAAGCCGCCUGUACAACCUAGACCCAGUUGAAACUGGGCCUCUGCAAAUACUGCAGAUGCUUUACCAGGUGAACUCCAGAACUGGUUUUGGAGUACAUGAAAGCAUCUUCCAAGUACAUGAAGUGAGAGAGAUUAUCGGCAUAUGUUCAUUCUUCAAUAUAGUAAUAGUCCUAGAGAUGCUGAGCAAGUACCCAUGCAUCUUUGACAGGGAAAACAAGAUACGCCUUCAUAUUACAGAAUGCAGGGCUCUGACCAUAGCCUUUACUACAGCCUUUAUAAGGAUCCCUGAGCCAUGGGAUUUUUGCAUCAGAAGACAAUGCCUUCUCCAAGACAUAUGGAAAAAUUUAAAGUCUGCCUCAAACCAAGAUUUCAGGAAGAUGCUAAAGGUGUCCUUUGAGGGUGAGGCGGGGGUGGACGAAGGUGCAGUGUCCCAGGAGCUCUUCAGCGUUGCAGCCAGGACCCUCUGCCAGCCCAGCACCAUCACCUUCUGUCACUUCACCUCUGGCCUCGUGUGGUUCCCCAGACAGGCCCCGAGCUGUGAGGAUGAGGACAUCUUCCUCUUGAUCGGGACACUGUGUGGAAUGGCCCUGUUUAACCAGUGCACGGUGCCCUUCCCCUUCCCCAGGGCUCUCUACAAAAAGCUACUGGGCCUGGCCCCCACCCUAGAGGACCUUGAGGAACUGCUGCCAACUGUGGGCCGGAAUCUUCGGAGAAUUUUGAAUGAAGAAAGUGAUGGCUUGGACUUGAACUUCACGAUAAUGGAAGGAGGAGAUUCCACAGAUGUUGUUGAACUUAAAGAAAAUGGUGCCAACAUUCCUGUCACUAAGGAUAACAGGAAAGAGUAUCUUGAUUUGUAUGUGAAUUAUAAGUUCAAUAAAUCAGUAGAGAAGCCAUUUGAGGACUUUAUGCAAGGGUUCUUAAGAGGCUGCCCAGCUAGAAGUUGGAAGAUGUUUUCCCCUGAAGAGCUGCAGGUUCUUCUCCAGGGACAGCCAACGUUUGACUGGCAUCUGCUGGAAAAGAAUGUGAAAUAUGCACAGUAUACGAAGUCAGAUCAAACUAUCAGGAAUUUUUGGACUGUGUUUCAUGACCUACCAGAAGAAAAAAAGAAAAUGUUUCUUGUUUUUUUGUCGGGAUCUGAUCGAAUCUCUGGCUAUGGACUGGAACCUUUUAGAUUUUGCAUUGCAGAUCCUCAAAUAGAAAAUCCAGACGAGAGCUCUCCCUAUGCCAGUACUUGCCUCCUGACUUUGUUCCUCCCCAGAUAUAGCAGAAAAAAAAUACUCAAAAAGAAGUUGCUUUAUGCCAUAGAGCAUAAUGAAGGUUUUGGCCGUAACUAACUCUGGGAUAGAAGCACUUAAAAGCAAAAAUAAGAAUAUGAGUCUUUGUUCAUUUGCCAUAUUUUCUCUUAAUAACUCAAAUUUACUGGUUUUUACCCUGCCUUAUUUUUACUGCACUUUAUAAGCACCUGAGUGUGUGUGUUUGCUGAGAUUUUACAUUGCUUAUAAAAUUGAGUUUCGACCAGACAUUUCAUAGUUAGAUUGUAAAGUUAGGAAAGAAGAAUCCUGUUUGGCACACUUCAGAGAAGCAAGCUGAUAACCAAGCAUAUUUACAUAUAUGUGCAGGCAGGGUCUGCACUGUUCUGGUUGUGUUAGGACAGUGAGCUCCCAGCAGCAGCAGGGAUUCUAUGAUUUGUACAUUUAUGCAUUAGCAUGCACACAACCAGGAAGUGCUAAGCAGUCACCCUUGCAGAGCAAAGCCGGGGUAAGGUUUUCAUCUCUGUUACUUAAGGGUUCUCAUGGGAGCAACUAACACAUUUAAUGAGAUUGUGAAUUGAAGGAGCAGUCUGUGCUCACCUGGAUAUGGUCUAUGAUUUAUCUGAGACAAAUUCAUAGGAGGAUUUGAUCAUUCCUAGGCUUUUUCAAAAGCUGUAUUAAUGAAUUAUAAUAAUACAAUUUUUUUGUUAUUUAGUGUGAUAAUUGUGAUAUUUGUCAUGUUUCAUUAUAACUUCUAAGGAGAUGUUUCACAAUUAAAUCAUAAAAUCUUAUGCUUGCAGAACAGCACUGCCUACAGAGCCCUGUGGACAUGAGGCUGGCAGGGCUUCAGGAAUCUCAUUGUCAAAACGGUGCAGAGCACUGGCAGGAUAUUAACCAUGUCAGGCAGGAUGUGUGUUUACUGUGUAUUUUGCUAUGUGGAGAGAGGGAGAGAAACAACAGCCAUUAUUUUUCAGCAGUCUUCUCUUUGGUGCAUUAAAUGUGUCAGGGGACAUCCAUAUGUAAAGAAGACUUCCACUGUCUUAAAUUAAAUGAUGAUGGAUUAAAUUUUCA